This is a messenger RNA of Glarea lozoyensis ATCC 20868, 4647 nucleotides long. Its product is annotated as P-loop containing nucleoside triphosphate hydrolase. Gene Ontology annotation, cellular component: membrane. The transcript is spliced from 6 exons. Gene Ontology annotation, molecular function: ATP binding; ATP hydrolysis activity; ABC-type transporter activity. NCBI's taxonomy places the organism in Eukaryota, Fungi, Ascomycota, Leotiomycetes, Helotiales, Helotiaceae. The coding region runs from base 1 to 4647 and encodes 1548 amino acids. Gene Ontology annotation, biological process: transmembrane transport. The record is from RefSeq and is a predicted model, not a curated record.
AUGCUCGAAUCAGACUCGAGAUCCCUUGCUGUAGGUGGUGCAGGCGCUGGGUUGAUUUUACUGCUCACUUUACCUUCAAUUUUCGGCACCCUAUCCCACUUUCGAUCUUCAAAAGUCAAACCGUCUGUAUACGAAGACAAAGAUGGAGUUGCUACGGAUGUAUCGAUUGCAAAUUACUCUGCCAAAAUCCCUAAAGCCCUGCUUGCCAUAUUUACUCUCUUUGGCUUAUUCUCCGCCAUCGCCUUGGCGAUUCUGAGCACGUUGGACUCGCGCAUGGUCAUGUUUCUAGACAACUGGUUAAAUGUUGCUCAAUGGGUCCUUAUACUUGUACAAACUGCGGUCAUAUUAACAGUUCGGGAUACAGUUCGAUCGUAUGCGCUAGGCGUUUACACGGCCCUCUCAGCGACCAUUCUGCUGUCAAUCCUUCUUUUCCAAGACCAGCUCAUUACAACCAAUUCCCAUGCCCGUCCUAAUUCUGUCGAGCUUGGUCUUAGAUCUAUUCAGCUCUUCGUUGUAGUUCUGUCUGGGUUCGCCAGCGUGUGUAUACCCCGCCGUCCAGAUGUCUAUUAUGCUGAGAAGCUAGUCGACAGAAUGACGACUGUGUCUGCCCUGUCUAAAUAUAGCUUCUCGUGGAUCGGACCACUACUCGCACUUGCACGUGACAGGAAGCGUCUGGAGCUCGUCGACCUUCCAAAAAUGAACCAUCUUACUCGCUCGAAAGACUUGAUGAAUUCUUGGUCCGAAACCAAGCACACGAAACCACUCUGGGCAGAGAUCAUACUCGCUCACAAAUUCCCGUUAAUGCUUCAGUGGUUUUUGACCUUGGUUCAAGCGUUUGGAAACGUUGCCCCUACAUUCGUUACCUACAAGAUCUUGCAACUGUUGGAAAAGCGUGUUCCAGGCCAGACCGUAGGUCCCGAGGCUUGGAUUUGGGUGCUCACCCUCACUUUGACAACAAUCGCUUCAGCAUGGGCGGAAUCCUGGUUGUACUGGAUAUCGUGGUCCGAAAUCGCACUUCCUGUUCGAGCCCAAUUGUCUACCUUGGUAUUUCAGAAGGCUAUGCGGAGAAAAGAUGUCAAAGGAGCCUCCGCGAAGGCCAACAAGAAGGCGCCUGGAGAUGACGGUGCUCCCACAGACACACUAGCGAACGCCGCAGUCACGGACAAACCAGAAGUUGUGGAAGAUGAUAGUGAUCCUAAGGGGAAACAAUCGACCGUCAAUCUUAUCGCGAUUGAUGCGAAACGCGUUUCUGACUUUUGUUCAUUCAACAACUACUUUCCUGGAUGUGUUUUUAAACUAACCGUCUCGUUUACAUUUUUAAUCAGCAUUAUCGGCUGGAAGUCUUUACUAGCAGGAUUUGCAGCUAUGUCUCUGAGUUUACCAAUCAACAUUUACUUUAGCAAGAGAUACUCUGACGCUACAGAGAGGCUUAUGAAGGUGCGAGAUGUGAAGAUGGCUGUGGUUACAGAGGCGUUGCAAGGUAUUCGUCAAAUAAAGUUCUCUGCUUUGGAGACAAAUUGGCAUGAUAAGAUUGGGAAAGUACGUGAGACUGAGCUCACUGAGCAGUGGAAUGUAUUUGUGUCUGACGCUUUUCUACUCUUUUGCUGGAUUACGAACCCGAUAGCUCUCGCCGCGACCUCCUUGGCCGUAUACGCAUGGCUGUAUGGCGAGCUUACUCCCUCGGUUGCAUUUACAGCAAUUGGGAUAUUUGGUGCACUCGAAGUCACACUAGCUGUCAUUCCGGAACUUACUACCUAUCUGAUUGAUUCGUGGGUAUCCAUCCAUCGCAUUGAAAAAUAUCUGGCCGCCCCAGAGAUAUCUGAAAACACGAGCGACGGUCCGAACAUCUCCUUUGAGGACGCCUCGAUCGCAUGGCCUUCUGACGAAGAAAAAGUGGAUGGCGAUGAGCGAUAUGUUCUUCGAAAUCUCAAUUUCUCAUUCCCCCCCGAGGAGUUGAGUGUGGUGAGUGGCAAAACAGGGACUGGUAAAUCUCUCCUUCUGGCAUCAAUUCUGGGCGAAGUCGACUUGCUUUCCGGCAAGAUCAACGUUCCACGGGCUCCCCAUACAUUGGAUCGUCACGACGAUUUGGCGACAAGGGCCAAUUGGAUAAUUCCUUCCGCUGUCGCGUUCGUGGCUCAAAUCCCUUGGAUUGAAAAUGCUAGUAUCAAGGAUAACAUCCUCUUUGGUCUGCCGUAUGACGAAUAUCGAUAUGAAAAGGUCUUGGAGGUCUGUGCCUUGAAGAAAGAUUUACAAAUGUUAGGUGAUGGAGAAAACACCGAAAUUGGAGCGAACGGUAUCAAUCUCAGUGGUGGUCAACGAUGGCGAGUUACCUUUGCAAGAGCGUUAUAUUCAAGAGCGGGUAUAUUGGUUCUCGAUGACAUCUUCAGCGCUGUAGAUGCUCACGUUGGGCGUUUCAUCUUUGAACGCGGUCUCACUGGCGAACUUGGUGUUGGUCGAACUCGAAUUCUUGUGACGCAUCAUGUCGCGCUCGUCAAAUCGAAGACGAAAUAUAUUGUCGAAUUGGGUGAUGGAACCGUCGAACACUCUGGUCUCGUCAAGGAGCUUGAGAGCGAUGGAACUCUUCAGCAAAUCAUUAGUCACGAAGGAGCUGAGAUUAAUGAUAGCGGUUCGGCUACGGCUAUCAAUUCUGAGGACUCCAGCGACGGAGAAGGCGAAACACUUCUCAAAGUAGACUCGAAAAAGAAAGACGCCAAGAAGUUCAUUGAGGACGAGGCAAGAGAAGAGGGUAGGGUCAAGACUGCGGUUUAUAUGAAUUAUCUCAAGGCCAGUGGAGGAUUACCUUAUUGGUCUUUGGCCGUUGCUUCUUUCGCAGCUGUGCAGGUUCUUAUCACAGGCAGAUCAUGGUGGCUUCGACUCUGGACGCGCGAUAAUCAGCAUACGUCAAUGACCCACGCAUUCACGUACUCAUUCCAGGUCCAUUCAAUGGCACCCAACUUUACCACUUCGAGCAAUCCGAUGUUCUAUGCGAAUUCAUCGGAAAUUCCUGAUCACCCACUUAGCUACUGGCUGGGCAUUUAUGUUGGUAUCUCAAUUGUCUCGGCUUUGAUUGGUACUUUCCGAUACUGGUACAUAUUCACAGGGUCAAUUCGCGCUUCUCGACGUCUUUUUGAUGAGCUCUCUUUCACAGUCCUUCGAACGCCUUUGAGAUGGAUGGAUACGGUUCCAUUAGGUCGGAUCCUUAAUCGCUUCACAUCCGACUUCUAUGUCGUCGACGCUCGUCUCGCCAAUGAUAUUGGUUUUGGCGCGAAUAACGUGUUCCGUUUGAUUGGAAUUAUGAUAGCAGGAAUCUUCGUCUCUCCAUGGAUAAUCUUGUUGUCGUUCGUUCUUCUCACCCUUUGCGUCUAUGUCGCUCUGCAAUAUCUUCCCGGAGCUCGAGAAGUCAAACGGCUGGAAUCGAACGCAAAGUCGCCUAUUUUUGAACAAUUUGGCUCAGCUCUUACCGGCGUGAGCACGAUUCGUGGAUUUGACAAGUCGUCGAUAUAUAUCUCCCGCAUGUUCUCAAAAAUCGACGAUCAUAGUACCUCAUACUGGUAUCUGUGGGCUUUCAACCGCUGGAUGGGCUGGCGCAUGUCAAUCGUUGGCGGUUUCUUUGCAACAUUUGUUUCCAUCUUCAUUCUAUGUAUGAAGAAUAUUGAUGCCGCUCUAGCUGGAUUCGCACUCUCAUUUGCUCUGGAAUACUCGUCAACUGUCAUCUGGACGAUUCGGCACUACGCAAACCUAGAAUUAGACAUGAACGCAGCAGAAAGAAUCAUCGAAUACUCCAACCUCCCCACCGAAAGUCUCGAAGGCAUCGACCCCCCCGCCGCCUGGCCCUCCGAAGGCCGCCUCGAAGUCACCGACCUCGUCGUCGGCUACGCCCCCGACCUCCCACCAGUCCUCCAAGGUCUAACCUUCAACGUCGCGCGCAAAGAACGAAUCGGCGUCGUCGGCCGCACCGGCGCAGGAAAAUCCUCCCUCACACUCGCACUCUUCCGCUUCCUCGAAGCCCGCCAAGGCGCAAUCUACAUCGACGGCCUCGACAUCUCCACCAUCAAACUCCAAGCCCUCCGCUCCCGCCUCGCCAUCAUCCCGCAGGACCCCGUUCUUUUCUCCGGCACCGUCCGCUCGAACCUCGAUGCGUUUAACGACCACGAUGACUCUGCUCUCUACGACGCACUCGCCCGCGUGCAUCUCCUAACUGGAACGAACACGCCCGAGUCGGCGACUUCGAACCCGAAUAAAAACACAAAUCCCUUUGCAAGUCUGAGUUCGCCUAUCACGGAGGGCGGUCUCAAUCUCUCACAAGGCCAACGCCAACUCCUCUGUCUCGCCCGUGCCAUCGUCUCGCGACCUAAGAUCAUGGUCCUUGACGAAGCUACCUCGGCCGUGGAUAUGGCGACAGACGCCCUUAUCCAAAGAAGUAUUAGAGAGGAGUUUGGGGAUAGUACCCUGAUUGUGAUCGCACAUCGGCUGAGCACCAUUGUGGAUUUUGAUAAGAUUCUGGUCCUGGGCGAGGGGAGGGUGGAGGAGUUUGGGAGUCCGAGGGAGCUUUGGGGGAGGGAAAAUGGAGUGUUUAGGGGGAUGGUGGAACAGAGUGGGGAGAGGGGGGAGUUGGAGAGGGUCGUGCUGGGGAAAACUAGUGAGUGA